UGAUUGCCACCGCGUUUAUUAAAAGGUGAAUUGGAAACUGAAGUUUUUCCUCAGUUGUUCAGAUCGUUGGUUGACUGCAGGGUUGAUUGUAGAGUAGCGAAAUGAUGCAGGGAAUGAAAAUAAGCGCCUUCCUAUUCGUCGUGUUUCUUUUAAUAAUCCAGGGUCGCGAGGCGAACGGGAACGUGAGAAAAGAGUGCCGAAAAGAGUCGGGCGUCUCGUGGGCUGCGUUGGAGAAGUUGAAAGACGGCGAUCUGGAGUACAAAGAUCCAAAAUUGAAAUGUUACCUGAAAUGUUUUCUGGUGAAGAACGGCAUAAUGAGCGAGGCGAACGAAAUCGAAAUUGAAAAGAGCCUCAGACACUUGCCCAGGAAACUGCAGGAGGGAUCUCGAAAGAUACUCGAACGAUGCAAGAACAAACGUGGCAGCGAUUCCUGCGACACGGCUUUCCAAAUAGCAAAAUGUUACUUCCAAGAACAUCCAGAGGUACUGCAAAGGGUUAAUCUGGUGUGAUCAAUUUUGCGUCACAUAAUUCACGAUUGAAAUAGGGUUACGCUAAUAUCAUCGUUGCUGUUAAUAAUGGUGUAAAAAAUUUGUGCAGUACAUAUAAUAAAAAAAAAAGGAAAUUAA
Molecule: messenger RNA, 626 nt
Organism: Athalia rosae (coleseed sawfly)
Lineage: Eukaryota; Metazoa; Arthropoda; Insecta; Hymenoptera; Athaliidae
Gene: Obp9
Product: B2 protein-like
Exons: 5
Coding region: 102-509 (135 amino acids)
Biological process (GO): sensory perception of smell
Molecular function (GO): odorant binding
Source: RefSeq, a predicted model, not a curated record